AUGUCUAGUGAUGAGCAAAAAUAUGAUGAUAUUCCAAGGGAUGUUAUAAACAAAAGAAUUCAAUUUGAGGAUCAAUUAGCAACAAUUCAUUAUGUUUGCCCUGUCCCACCUACAAAAGGUAUAUGGUAUGGUGUUGAAUGGGACAAUAUUUCAAGAGGAAAACAUGAUGGUUUACAAAAAGAUUUGGAUACAAUUUAUUGGGCUGGUAAUACAAAAAUAGAGGUUGAGGCUAUAGGAUGGGAAAAGAUUUGUAGAAAACAAAGGCAAUUGGAUAGAUUGACAGAAGUAGGUUUAUCUUUUGAACGAAUUUCAAAUGCAGGAAAGCCUGGAGAAAUCGAAACAACUUGUCCAAGUUUUAACUAUAUUAAAAAUUUUGGAGAUAUUGAUGGUGAAAAGGAAAACCAGAUAAAAAAAAGCAAGAUAAAAGGGUUUUCCAAAUUAAAAACACUAAAUCUUGAAUCUAAUAUUAUUGAUAGUUGGGAUGAAAUUGCUAGAUUUUCAGGAUUACCACAUAAUAAUUUAAUAAACAAUAUUUAUUAUCCUAAAGGAGUUGAUAAUCAAGAGUUUCCAAAAUUAAAAUAUUUAAAUGUUAGUGAAAAUAAAAUCAAUGAUUGGCAAAAUGUUAAUGAACUUAAUAGCACUUAUUUUUGUAUCUAUAAUAUAGAUAUAAAAGCCGAUGAAGCAUAUAUUCUAAUUGUUGGUAGAAUUAAAGAAUUAAAAAUGAUGGAUGGAAGUCUGAUAUCAUCUAAUGAUAGAAUUGAUACUGAAAGAUAUUAUUUGAGAUUAUGCAUCAAGGAUUUGAAAUCGCCUGAUGAAAUAGAGAAACACCAUCCUAGAUUUAAAGAAUUAUGUGAAAUUCAUGGUGAACCUACUUUUGAUGAUAGAAGUUUAAAAGCAACUACUUUGACUAUUACCCAUAGAAAAUCUCUUGAUGAAGAGCCAAUUAAAAUAAUAUCAAAAAAACUUUUAGGAACUUUAACUUUGAGAAAUUUAAAAAAUAUAUUUCAAAAAUCAUUUGGAAUACCAGCAUCACAACAAAGAUUAUAUGGAGUUAUUAAAGAUGAGACUGUAAAAGGCACUUCAAUAUCAAAAAAAUUUGAAAAUUAG
This is a messenger RNA of Entrophospora sp. SA101, 1107 nucleotides long. The record is from the annotation of a GenBank genome assembly. Lineage: Eukaryota; Fungi; Glomeromycota; Glomeromycetes; Entrophosporales; Entrophosporaceae.